AUGGUUUGGCUCUUCCAGUCGACACGGUUCAAGCGAGAAAGGGCAAGUGCAGCGAUGGCAGACACUGCUCCCUCUCCUCCUGCCGACUUGCAACCGUCGACGUCGACACGCACCACUCCGCGGGAGCACGCAGCGCGGGCAUUCGCACCAGAAGACGUCCCAGUGCCUCCAGUCAACCUGCGCGGACCGCUCAUCCCGACUCCCGACACCCUUGACCCCGUCUCUCCCCGUCUCUCCCCCGAACCCUCUUCGCCGCCUCAACCACCGACUGGCCCUCCCGCUACGAACGAACUGCCUGCGCCGAGCCCUCCACUAGAGACUGUGCAGCCACAGGGCGAGAUCGCGGCGGCCGGAGUCGAGAUUGUCCUCGGCGAGGACGAGCAGCAGGAUGCGGCGGCAUGGCAGCGCGAGCGGAUUGAACGGAAGCUGCGCGGCGAGUACGAGCGAGCAGGGCGCCAUCUGGCAGAGAUCGUCAACGACAACUUGGAUGCUCCCCUCCGCCUCAACGCCAUCCGCAUCCUCGGCGCACCUUCGACUCGCCCGUCUUUCCUCUCUCGCAUCUUCGCCCCCUACCUCGCACCCCUCCCGCCUCCCUCUUUCCUCGCAGCUACCUUUUCUCCCGACUCGUCCGCGCAUGCUCCCCCCUCAAAACAGACUCUGCGUUCUCUCCUGCAGGCGACGCGGGAUUUGACGGCCACGCUGGAGAAGUUCGAUAUCUAUCGGGGUAUCGAGGCGAGUUUGGAACGGAGCGACAGCGUGUUGAGCGAGAAGGAGGAUGUCGACAUCGUCUUGCGGGUGAGGGAGGCGCCCAAGUAUUUCUUGCGGACAUCGACGGAUGUGGGAGACGGAGAGGGGAAUGCUUCUGCAACGGCCAAGAUUCGCAAUGCAUUCGGCGGAGCCGAGACGAUCGAAGGAAACGUCUCAUUCGGGACACGGACAAAGUCUGCCUUCCAGGUCAAACUGGACACUCCGGUCAACUCUUCUACGACGACGCAUGCCGACCUGAGCGUCUUUUCCGCACAACGGGACCUCAACUUUUACGCCAGCUGUCACGAGGCGACGAAGGGCGCGAUGGCGCGGUUGCGGACACUCUCCUCUCUCGGCUACCACGAGUUCGCAUACGAAGCGGUCUUGCGACAGAUCGGCGACCUCGCACCGACAGCGUCUAUGUCGAUGCGGGAUGCUGCCGGUCCGACCGUGAAGAGCUCGCUCUCGCACACCUUCACUCGGGAUACUCGCGAUGAUCCGUUCGUUGCGACUCGCGGGCACUACCUUCGGCUACGACAGGAGUAUGCCGGCCUGGGAGGCGAUGCGCAGUUCGUCAAGGCUGAGCAGGAGGGGUCGAUCUCGCGCUCGCUCGGUGCUGGCUACUCCGCGUCACUUUCCGCGCGAAGUGGCCUCCUCCUCCCUCUCUCCCGCUCCGGCACCUCCUUCUUCCCCGACCGCUACCACCUCGGCGGGCCCAGCUCAGUCCGCCACUUCCGCCUCAACACGAUGGGUCCGAAAGAUCUCGGCGACUACCUCGGCGGCGAUGCGUUCUACGCAAUUGGCGCGAGUCUGUUGACGCCUUUCAAGGUGCCGACGCCUUGGCGGAAGGGUGAGGGCGAGAAGUGGUGGAGCAGCGAGAACUUGAAGGGACACGUCUGGGUCAACGGCGGCAAGUUGGUCGGCACUGCCCAGCCGUACUCUUCCCUCCUCAACACCGCGCCGUCCCUCACCUGCGGCGUCGGCCUCAUGUACCGCCACUCGCUCGUCCGGAUCGAGGCGAAUGUGGGCGUCCCGCUCGUUCAGACGCAGGGAGAAGGCGGCGUCAAGGGCUUCCAGUUCGGCUUGGGGCUGAGCUUCCUUUAG
Molecule: messenger RNA, 1851 nt
Organism: Rhodotorula toruloides NP11
Lineage: Eukaryota; Fungi; Basidiomycota; Microbotryomycetes; Sporidiobolales; Sporidiobolaceae
Product: mitochondrial outer membrane protein
Exons: 10
Coding region: 1-1851 (616 amino acids)
Biological process (GO): protein insertion into mitochondrial outer membrane
Cellular component (GO): SAM complex; outer membrane
Source: RefSeq, a predicted model, not a curated record